AUGGAGUACUCGAACUUCAUCUUCUUCACCUGUCUGGCCCUCUUCAUUUCCCUCCGCCUAUCAAAACUCUUCUUCUCCACAAGAAACAAGAAACAAAAGCGUCAGAAUCUUCCACCAAGCCCUCGCUCUCUUCCCAUCAUCGGCCACCUCCACCUUCUCAAAAAACCUCUCCACCAUUCCCUGGCCCGACUCUCUGCCCGACACGGCCCGCUCCUCUUCAUCCACUUCGGCAUCCGCCCCACCGUCGUCGUUUCCUCCUACUCCCUCGCCGAGGAGUGCUUCACCACCAACGACAUGGCCUUCGCCAACCGCCCAAAAUUUCCCUCCACGAAUCUCACCACUUACAACCACACAGCCCUCGCAUACGCCUCUUACGGCCAGGGGUGGCGCAGCAUGCGCCGCAUUGCCACCGUGGAAGUCUUCUCUGCUCAGCGCCUCGCUUUCUUUUCGGGAGUUCGGGCGGAGGAAGCGCGAGCUUUGGUCCGAAAUCUGUUGAACGACAUGAAGGGGGAGGAAUUCAGGAUGGUGGAGCUGAAGACGAGGCUUUUCGGGUUGGCGAUGAAUGUGAUUAUGGGAAUGGUGGAUGGGAAGAGAUAUUAUGGAGAGGGUGCGGACAUGAACGAGAAGGUUAUGAGGUUUAAGGCUGCGGUGCAGGAGGCAUUUGCGCUGUCUGGUGCGUCAAAUGUUGGAGAUUUCUUGCCGGUGGGGAUCAGGUGGUUGGUGGGGCGAAGGUUGAAGGGAAGGCUGGGAUGGAUUCAUGAGAGUAAGGAUGAUUUUCUGCAGUCUGUUUUGGAGGAAGGGAGGAGGAAAAAUGAGGGGGAGGAGGAUGGGAACCAUAGGAAUAUGGUUGAUGUGUUGUUGGCGCUGCAGAGGGAGCAGCCGGAGCAGUACACCGAUCGUUUUCUCAAAGCCAUGAUUACGAAUUUGUUGUCUGGUGGCACAGAUACUUCAUCAAAUACUAUCGAAUGGGCAUUGACACUUUUACUAAACAAUCCCUUGAAGCUUCUGAGGGCCACACGAGAGAUUGAUGAGAAAGUGGGACAUGAACGUUUGAUUGAGGAAGCUGACCUUAUCAACCUUUCCUACCUCAAGUGUAUCAUCAAAGAAACCCUACGGUUGUACCCUGCAGGGCCUCUGCUUGUACCUCAUGAGUCUCGUGAAGACUGCACGGUGGGAGGCUACCACAUACCACAGGGCACCAUGCUUUUAGUGAAUGCAUAUGCAAUCCAUAGGGAUCCUAAGAAAUGGCCAGAGCCGAACAAUUUUCUUCCAGAAAGAUUUGAAGACGUAGAUGUUGGCAAAGUGGGUGACAUGUUAUCAUUUGGCAUGGGAAGAAGAAAAUGCCCAGGGGAAAGUCUUGCGAUGAAAGAGAUGGGCCUGGUGCUUGGAACUUUGAUUCAGUGCUUUGAGUGGAAAAGGGUUACCCCGCAGGAGAUAGACUUGAGAGAAGGAGCGGGAUUGACCAUGCCUAAAGCAAAUCCUCUUGAGGCCUUGUGCAGGCCACGAGACGCUAUGAUGAAUGUGUUGUCUCAUCUUUGAAUGUUGGUUUUGAUUUUCGGAGACUACAUAUCAACAUUAUCUCUAUGAAAAUAAGUGAUGCAUCAUUUGUGUGAAGCAUAUUGAAGUUUGAAGCAGAAAACAUUUGUAAGAACUUCAUAGAUUAAAAAAUAA
Messenger RNA from Phalaenopsis equestris, 1671 nucleotides. RefSeq names its product cytochrome P450 81E8-like. The transcript has 2 exons. Bases 1 to 1539 code for a protein of 512 amino acids. Gene Ontology annotation, molecular function: monooxygenase activity; heme binding; iron ion binding. NCBI's taxonomy places the organism in Eukaryota, Viridiplantae, Streptophyta, Magnoliopsida, Asparagales, Orchidaceae. The record is from RefSeq and is a predicted model, not a curated record.